This is a messenger RNA of Astyanax mexicanus (Mexican tetra), 3082 nucleotides long. It is a transcript of the gene opn8b, whose product is annotated as opsin 8, group member b. The record is from RefSeq and is a predicted model, not a curated record. The coding region runs from base 490 to 1560 and encodes 356 amino acids. The transcript is spliced from 4 exons. Gene Ontology annotation, cellular component: membrane. Gene Ontology annotation, molecular function: G protein-coupled receptor activity. Lineage: Eukaryota; Metazoa; Chordata; Actinopteri; Characiformes; Acestrorhamphidae. Gene Ontology annotation, biological process: G protein-coupled receptor signaling pathway; visual perception.
GACGUGAUGACCAACAUUUAACCUGAAAUUAACGUCUACUGACGUUGGUGGCCAGCUAUACAAAUAAAAUAAAACUAAAAAAAUUAAAAUUGAUAAUUAUUUACUGAUAGUUACAUUUAAAUAAUAACAAUUAUUAGACUACAGAAAUAACGAGUCUUCAUAAAAACACAGAUAAAUUCACAUGGAUGUAAGUGGAGUGAAUUGAUGAGGAGUGAUCAGCUGCAGGGUCAGACAGUGAGGGCAGCAGUAGCUGAGUGAGGGAGGCAGUGUGGGGGGGGAGUGGUGGAGCUGUAUCUAAUCAUGGGGUCCAGCGCACUCGCUCCUCAGCUCAGAUGUUUCCUCACGCGGCAGCAGUGAAGAUCAUUUGUAGAGCCUUCGUCUGGACUCCCGCUCGCCGGUUGAUCGCUGAAGGACAGGGAGAGCUCGGCUGGGUGAGGGUCGGUGGGAUUAGACAGUGUUCUCCGCGCUGGAGAGCAGACAUCCUCCCACAUGGAUAUUUACUCCUCCAAACUGCCCCCCGCUGUGGAUUACGGAGCCGGAGCCUUCCUGCUGCUCAUAGCAAUUCUGUCAGUUGUGGGGAAUCUGCUGGUGCUAAUAAUGGCAUACAAGAGGUCUUCUCACAUAAAGCCUCCAGAGCUUCUGAGCGUGAACCUGGCAGUGACAGACCUCGGAGCGGCCGUCUCCAUGUACCCUCUGGCUGUGGCAUCUUCUUGGAAUCAUGCCUGGUUGGGGGGCAAUGCCACCUGUAUCUACUACGGCUUGAUGGGAUUCUUCUUUGGAACAGCCAGUGUAGCCACCCUGACAGUCAUGGCUGUAGUGCGUUUCUCAGUGUCCCUGACUAUACAGUCUCCCAAGGAGAAGAUCAGUAAGAGCAGGGUUCAUGUGCUGCUGCUGGGCACUUGGCUGUACGCUCUGUUAUGGGCUCUAUUCCCUUUGCUGGGCUGGGGCAGGUAUGGCCCUGAGCCAUUUGGCCUGUCCUGCACGCUGGCCUGGGGCGAGAUGAAGGACCACAGCCCUUCCUUUGUUAUCAGCAUAUUUUCCAUGAAUCUGGCCAUCCCAGCCAUCAUCAUCAUCUUCUGCUACUUCGGUGUUGCCCUCCGGCUUUAUGUCUCCUACAAGUCCAUGGAUAAUGGAAACCUCAUCCCCAAUAAUGUGAAGAUGCAGCGCCGGCUCAUGGUGAUUGCCAUUCUGAUCAGCAUUGGUUUCCUCGGUUGCUGGACACCCUAUGGGAUAGUGAGCUUGUGGUCCAUCUACUCAUCAAGUGCCUCAAUCCCUCCUUAUGUCAGCAUGCUGCCCUGUCUCUUCGCCAAGACCUCCACCGUAUACAACCCCCUUAUCUACUACAUCUUCAGCAAGACUUUCAAACAACAGGUGAAGCAGCUUCUCUGUCCAGCAAACAGAACUGGGACAUGCUACGCCUCUCAGCCAAACAACGGUACAGAGAACGCCAUCUACCUGGUGUGUGACAGGAACAAGCACAAAGAAGGGCUGUCUGCACAGCUGUCACUGGACAAGAGCAGAGAAAUCGAGACACAGCUUAACUCUAGUUCAUAUCAGUAGUUCUGGGACUUUCUGAAUGUGGUUGUGAACUUGUUGAAAGGUUUAGAAGUUGUUGUUUUUUUAAUUUGCACAAAGGGAAGAACUGAACUAUGAUUGCAAGGAGCUACAGCAAUUUGGUACUUCAAAUAGCUGCAGUUAAUCAAUGAGACAAAGCUAGAUAUAAGAAAAAUAGGGAGUCGCAGUUCUUUUAUCUUCAUUUUAGUCAGUUCCAAAUAGAACAAUACGUCUACAGAACUGGAUCCACUAGAUGGAAUUACUGCAAAACCUGCAAAAGCUCAACUCCAUUCUUAGCUUGCACAGAUUUGUUUCUCAAGGUCAUCUGGGCCCAGUUUGUGUUAUACGACACAUGGUCAUCUUUCUCACUCCGUUCAUUACAUAAUCCUGUAUAUGGUGGUGAUCAGCUUCAGCAUGAGUGCGCUUGCAUACUCUGACAGCAACCAAAAAACUAUGAAAUAUAAACUACUGGUCAAAUGUUUUAGAACACCUCUAUAUUUUAGUCAUCCAGUAGCAGUGCUCGGUGUCCCAGACAAGCUGCUUUUUUAUUGAGCAGCUAAAGCUGUUGUCAUGUGGGUCAGCCAGACCUCCUCCUGUACCAGUUUUCUCCAGUUGUCAAGAGUCUUUCAAAGGUGAAGGAAACAGUACUCACAGCUCUCUGGCUUCAUCUGUAAUUUAUCUAAAGAAAAGACGUAUACUUUUAAUAGUUACAGAGUUCUCUGUGUUUCUGUGUCUUUUUCUAAUUAUUAUCAGUAAAGUGUGAAUGUACUGUGUGUAAGUGUGUAAAUGCUGAAGUAGAGUCUAUCCCAGUACUGCUUUACUACAGACCAAGGCUUUGUUAAUUUGAAAAUUGGUAAUUUUCAAAGCUUAGUUUAUUUAUAUUGCCACCGUUAACUAAUUAAUUGUUUGCUAAAAAUCACCUCAUCUUUUUUACAAUAUACUUAUAUAUAUAUAGUUUUUAGUUAAUUUCUUUUCCUUAAAGGCCCUGGCAAUUCAUUGCAAAAGUUUGUACACUGGAUUCUGUACCUGACUGGACCUUAAAAUCUUAAAUGGCAAAAAAAAAUGGGGGUAUUCUAAAUCUUCUGACUGGUAGUGUACAUAAGAUACAGGUCUAAUAAUACAGUCAUAUUCAAAGUCACAGUCUUUGACGAUAUAAAAAGUUCCUCACUUCAGCAGAUCAAGAACUGAAAUAUGUCUACUCUAUUCCUAUUGUGAAGCCUGCUUGUGCUGUCUCCUCAUGUGGAAGAGGCAAAAUGAGUCCUUGAAACCAUUUCUGUUGAAUAACUUUCAUUCAGCGUCAAUAUACAUGCCUAAGCAAAGCAGACAACAAAUGUAGUUUGUGUAUAAAGCUGACAAAAGAACUCUUGACAAAUACUUCACCUCAAAUAUCUCAAGUGCACUGACCUUCUUUUUCCUUGCAUUGUUUGUGAAAUUAUAAGUACAAUAAAAUGUCUUAAAACAGAAUAAAAUCACAUGAUCUUAGGUUUCUGGAAUAUAGAAGGAGACAGAAUAAAGUUAUUCAUAUUCU